Molecule: messenger RNA, 2010 nt
Organism: Penicillium brasilianum
Lineage: Eukaryota; Fungi; Ascomycota; Eurotiomycetes; Eurotiales; Aspergillaceae
Source: the annotation of a GenBank genome assembly
GCCCCGGAAUCCUUCCCCCACAAAGCGAGAGGGCAUGGCCCCGCAAAUUCUCGUUUGAGCCGUCAUUGAAUUAUCGUGAUCGAUCAUGCGUUGAAUUCGAUCUGUGAACUUCGCUUAUUUCAUUAUUUAAAGUCCCCAGCCAGCCCAGGGUGGGCAUACUUAUCCGGAACCAUCUUCUGAACUCCGUUCCUCACACCCGUGACAAGAAUCUAGAGACGAUAUCGGUGGCUAAUAGCACUCUGUUCAAUUCUGUUGGCGGUAGUUCCACAGUAUGGGCGAAGCCGACAACGUCGACAAGGGUGGGCAAGGUGGCCUGGAGCACCUUGAGCAGGUCUCACCUGGGCAGAAAUAUGAGGAGGGCCACCAAGUGCAGCGUUCACCUUGGGAAGCUGCCAAACAAAGCCCAAAGGUUAUUCUAUGCUGCGUUGUCAUGUCUUUGAGUCCUUUCGUCACCGGAUUUGAUAAUCUUAUUAUCGGUCUGAUGACUGCCAUGCCCGCAUUUCAAUCGACAUAUGGUGACAGCUCUGGUGUGAUUCCCGCUCUAUGGCUCUCCCUAUGGACCUCGAUGGUGGCCGUUGGUGUCGUGGUCGGAGCCAUGUUGGCCGGUCUGGUGUCUGACCGCUGGGGCUGUAGGGUGGCCGUCAUGAUUGGAGGCCUUACUGCAGUGACUGGGAGCAUGAUUUGUACAUUUGCCGAUGAGCUUGAUGUGCUCCAACACCGGCGAGUUCUGUUUCUCUUCGGAAAGAUCAUCAUCGGCUGUGGUCUAGGGUUCAUGCUUCCGGCAUCACAAACGUAUAUCUCUGAGGUGGCUCCUGCUGAGCUGAAAGGCCCGCUGCUGGGCGCAUAUCUCCUUUCAAUGGUUUGCGGACAAAUCAUUGCCGUUGCUGGGAUCAACGCUCGCAUUAUGAUUUUUACCCGGAUCGGCUAUCGUCUCUUACUCGCCAUCGAAGCAGUUCCAACCGGUGUCGCUGCUCUUACUCCUUUCUUCAUCCCAGAAAGCCCCCACUACUUUGUCAAGAAGGGGGACCUGACCAAAGCGACUGCCGCCUACACCCGUCUCUUGUCAAAAGAGGAAGCCCAGCCUGCAGUGUAUAGUCUUACGUGUGCCCUCGAGCACGAACGCGAUAUCCCAGGAAGUGCUGAAGCUCCCACGUUCCAGGAAUGUUUCCGCGGUGCGAACUGGCGACGCACGCGCAUCGUCUGGUAUGCCAACAUGUUGCAAAGUUUCGUGGGUAUAGCCAUGAUCCAAAACGCGACCUACUUUCUGGAACUGGGCGGGAUGAGUGCCCAGAAUGCCUUGAACGUGACGACCGCCUCUUUGUGCCUUCUGGUUCCUGCUGUCUUCAUUUCAUGGUAUUUGAUGGCUCGGGUAGGACGCCGUACAAUCUUGCUAUGGGGUACCAGCGCGAUCACGGUUCUAUGGCUAGCGAUUGGUAUCGCAGGCUGUUUUGACAAUAUGACUGCUUUCUGGUUUGUGGGCUGCGCCAUAGUAGUGACCAACUUCGUGUACGGUCUAAGCGUGGGCAGCGUCUAUCCAGUAGUGGCUUCAGAGACGUCGAAUCUGCACUUGCGAGCCAAGACCCAGGCUACGGGAUUCGCUUUACAAUUCCUUGUCAGCUGGGUGUUUCAGUACGUGGUGCCUUAUAUGUAUAGCACUGAUGAAGGCAAUUUGGGAGGCAAGGUAGGGUUCAUCUUUGCUGGGCUCUCGGCCCUUGUACUCGUGGUAAUUUUCUUUGAGAUCCCCGAGAUGAAAGGAAUGGGGGUGGAGGAGCUUGAUGCACGGUUCGAGCAGAGGGUUUCAACGCGGACUUUCCAGCGCGCUGCAAACCCUCAAACUGAAGGCUAGCCUGGUAUCUAGACUACCGAUGGUGAGGAUAGUGAAAACUUGUAAAUAUUAGGGCGAGGUUUAUGGCACUACAUGAACGUCACUCGAACUACAAACUAAACCGCUUUGAGGUUAGUGCCCGCCCAAGCACUUUGUCACCACUACAAGGUACUUUCGACACCUAC